AUGAAGGUGAUACACAACCGCCAGAACGUUAAAGUUAACUUCUAUCGAGGAUGGGAGGACUACAAAAAAGGCUUCGGGGAUCUCGACGGGAAUUUCUGGCUAGGUAAUGAAAUCAUACACCGGCUCACUGGUAUGGGGUAUACGGUUUUGAGAGUAGAGCUUGAAGCCUGGGACGGCUCAACCUGGUAUAUCGAGUAUGACACGUUCAGUCUUGCUAGCGAAGCAGACAAGUAUCGACUCCAGGCCACUGGCUCAUCCGGAAAUGUGUAUGACGCACUUAGCUACCACAACGGAUAUCAGUUCACGACAUUUGAUGCUGAUAAUGACGCCUGUAGCUACUGCAACUGCGCAGAAGGCCACCACGGGGCCUGGUGGUACCGGGCGUGUGUCGACUCGAGUCUUAACGGUCUGUACCAGGAAGACAAAGGAACUGAUAUACUAAACUCCAUGUUGUGGUACAAGGUUUUCGCAGGUAGAUUUCACGUCCCAAUGAAGAAGGCAAGAAUGAUGAUCAGGAAACCGUAGACCAAACCUCGCCGUACUUUGGUAUGUCAGGAUAUAACAUGCGGGUCUAUCAUGGUAUCGCUUUGUACACCAUCGUCCUAAUGUGUUAAUGGUUUACGUAUCGUUUAAGAUGUCACCUGUAUUGUUUAUAUUGUUUAUGUUGUACUUAAAUUGGUUAUGGAAAUUGUGUUACCCGAGGGUAUACAAAGUAGUUAUUUGUUGAAUACAAUUCC
This is a messenger RNA of Pecten maximus, 737 nucleotides long. Its product is annotated as ryncolin-4-like. The transcript has 3 exons. The record is from RefSeq and is a predicted model, not a curated record. NCBI's taxonomy places the organism in Eukaryota, Metazoa, Mollusca, Bivalvia, Pectinida, Pectinidae. Bases 1 to 525 code for a protein of 174 amino acids.